UUUUAGUUUUCACCCUAAAUUUUACUGCAACCCUAAGCCUAAAUUGGAAUCGGCCCAAUUUGUGGAAAUUGCGAAACCCCUCUUAAAGCUAACACAAGUCGAUCAAAGGAAAGCCCCACUUUUGGUGUAGAAAAUUGCUUUCAGUUCGAAAAAUGGAGCUCGAUGCCAAGAUUACUGGUAAAAAAGCUAAAUCAGAAAGCAAGAAUUCGUCGGAGCUGUUUGCUUCCUGUUCAUUCUCCGAUCUCGGCCUCCACCCCGCGCUAUGCGACCAGCUCAAAGAGAGGCUGGGGUUCGAGGCGCCGACGCUGGUUCAGGCUCAGGCGAUUCCCGUCGUGUUAUCCGGCCGACAUGUGCUUGUGAAUGCUGCUACCGGCACUGGCAAAACAGUGGCUUAUCUAGCUCCUAUAAUUCAUAUGUUGCAGAGUUAUGAUGAAAGAAUUGAGCGUGCAGAUGGCACCUUUGCAUUGGUCCUUGUACCAACGCGUGAAUUAUGCAUGCAGGUGUAUGAGAUUUUGCAGAAGUUGCUACACCGUUUUCAUUGGAUUGUUCCUGGAUAUAUCAUGGGUGGGGAAAAUCGGGGAAAGGAGAAAGCUAGGUUAAGGAAAGGUGUAACUAUCCUUGUUGCAACCGCUGGACGUCUCUUGGACCACUUGAAGAAUACUUCAUCUUUUGUGCACAAAAACCUUCGCUGGAUAAUAUUUGAUGAAGCUGAUAGGAUUCUGGAAUUAGGGUAUGGCAAAGACAUUGAAGAGAUACUUGGUUGUCUGGGAACAGGGAACCUUAAAUCUGGCAGCAAGGAUAUCUCAGCUGUGAAUUCUGGAGUUCAGAAGCAGAAUUUGCUUUUAUCGGCUACACUGAAUGAUAAAGUAAAUCAUCUUGCAAAUGUUAGUCUAGAAAAUCCAGUGAUGAUUGGUCUAGAUGACAAUAUGUCAGGAAGUAGGACUCGUAAUGUUUCUCUUGAAUCAAAUGGGGUUGAUAUAGUAAAAGAAUCCAGAAAAACUUUAGAUACUUCAAAUGAGGAAUACAAGCUUCCGACUCAGUUAGUGCAGAAGUACAUUAAAGUGCCAUGUGGUUCUCGGCUUGUGGUGCUCCUUUCCGUAUUAAAGCAUCUAUAUGAGACCGGAGCUUCGCAAAAGGUUGUGGUGUUUUUUUCAACUUGUGAUGCUGUAGAUUUCCAUUAUUCUCUUCUUGGCGAAUUCAAAUGGACCGCUUUACAAAAAAAGACAGAAGUUAGUCAGAAAUUUUUGGGGUGCAAAAUGUUGCGGCUGCAUGGCAACAUGAAUCAGGAGGAUCGUAAAACAACAUUCCAGUCAUUCAAAACAGAUAGAUCAGCUCUUCUGUUUUCAACAGAUGUUUCUGCUAGAGGCCUGGAUUUCCCCAAAGUCAGAUUCAUUAUCCAAUAUGAUUCUCCAGGCGAGGCAACUGAGUAUGUUCACAGGGUUGGGAGAACUGCCAGGUUGGGUGAGAAAGGAGAUUCUUUACUUUUCCUACAACCAACUGAAACAGAUUAUUUGAAAGAUCUCGAAAAACACGGAGUGAUGCUGACAGAAUAUCCCCUCCUAAAAUUACUGAGUAGCUUUCCUGUGUACAAUAUGAAGCAGCCAGCCUGCAGGUUUGUUUCAAUAGAGAUGCACCCAUUGUUGAUAGCUUUGCAAAGAGCCUUAGAGGCCUUCGUUGUGACGGAGCCGAAGAUAAGCAAAUUAGCCAAGGAGGCAUUUUCGUCAUGGGUUCGUGCAUACACAGCCCAUCGUGGUGAGCUGAAGCAGAUCUUUAUGGUCAAGAAACUUCAUCUGGGGCAUGUGGCAAAAAGUUUUGCUUUGAAAGAUCAGCCUACGUUGGUCAACAAAUCAAUCCAAAAGCAACUGAAGAAAAGGAAGAGGAAUGAUCAACGGAACGAUAAACAGAAAGUGAAAUCGAAGAAGAGGGCUAUCGUUAAAUCUUGACCUCUGGAUACUGGGGGUGAUCCGAACGACAUAACCUUGCUUUUUUUUUGCUCGGGCAGCGACGGAGCUAGCUCCAGCCGGUGCUAGACCACAACGAAGGAGUUGGGGUUGGGCUGAGAUGAGCAAACAUGUAGCAAAAAUGGAGCUUUUGGGAGUUUCAGCCAUUUUAGAUCGAUAGAGAAAAAAAAAACACAUCGCGACUUUCAUUUUCUCAUCUAAGAUGAAUUAAUUUUGUAACCAAUGAUUAUGAAAAGUGGCUUGUUUUUUUGUGUAAUUGAAGGGGAAGCAUAAAGUUAAAAUUUAUGUUACUCAUUUUUUAUUUUCUAUAAAUAUAUUUCUUACUUUAUUUUUUCUUUA
Messenger RNA from Salvia splendens (bonfire salvia), 2300 nucleotides. Its product is annotated as DEAD-box ATP-dependent RNA helicase 17. The transcript has 10 exons. Gene Ontology annotation, molecular function: RNA helicase activity; ATP binding; nucleic acid binding. The coding region runs from base 153 to 1943 and encodes 596 amino acids. Lineage: Eukaryota; Viridiplantae; Streptophyta; Magnoliopsida; Lamiales; Lamiaceae. The record is from RefSeq and is a predicted model, not a curated record.